This is a messenger RNA of Penaeus vannamei (Pacific white shrimp), 630 nucleotides long. NCBI's taxonomy places the organism in Eukaryota, Metazoa, Arthropoda, Malacostraca, Decapoda, Penaeidae. The record is from RefSeq and is a predicted model, not a curated record.
UUUGUUAUUUCACCACCAGUUUCCUCAUGUUUCCUUAAUGCGUCUUGAUCAUGACCGGAAGGCGUGGCCAAAGCUGCCUUGGCCUAAUCUCCUGGGCCCUCUCCCCAGGAGCUCGUGGACGCGCCCCAGGGACAGGAGCGGCACCCGGUGGCGCUCGCAAAAGCGCCUGAGCACGUCGACCUCGACCGGCACUGGCCACCGCUGGGCCAAGAGUGCCUAAAAUGCAUGCCUGGAACUCGGCGGACUUCUUGACGGGCUGCGGUUCGAUCAGGAUGGUCCUGACUCGCUUCUGGGCCGGCUGGCCCUCCUCCUGCUCGUCGCUGCUGCGCCCCCGCUUCCGCUUCUGGGGCUCGGGGGAGGCGUCGCUCUCAUGGGCCGCGGCCCUCCUCGGCUGUGGCUCGUUCGUCACUGCGACGUGUAGCCAGGGUUCUCCGUCGGGCGGCGGGCAGAGGGAGAUGUGGAGGAUGACGACUUGGCCUCCAGCUCCUCUCCACGUCGUGCAGCAGCAGCCAGUUGGGCCUUGAAGUCGUCGGACUUGGCCUCCUGCUCCUCUGCAAGUCGUGCAGCAGCAGCCAGCUGGGCCUUGAGGCCGUCGGACUUGGCCUCCUGCUCCUCUGCAAGUCGUGCAGC